AUGGACUGCCUCACGGCGAGCAGCGACUCGACGGGCGCCAGCCGCAGCCGCACCAGCGGCAGCUGCCACGAUGGCGCCAGUCUCGAGCGCCUGCGUGCGCAGAUCGGCGCGCCCUCGCACCCGCCGCCCUCCUGCGGCCCGGCGCUCUACGCCACCUCUCAUGCGCGCUCCGGCGACACGGUGACGCACGACAGCUCGAGCACGGCGCCGUCGACGGUUGACGCAGCGGGCAGCGGCGGCGGCGGCGGCGGCGGCGGCGCGGCGGCGCCUGGCCGUGCGCGCAGCACCGCGCGCGGCAGCUGCCGCUUCGUGCUCGGUGCGCCGCCCAAGCCCAACCCGCACGAUGCCGACGAGUGGGCCCGCUUCCUUGUCGCGUACCAGGCGGGCGUCUGGCGGGACUGGGUGGCCUACGCGGCGUCGGGCCGCUAUGCCGGCGACGAGGCCGAGUUUGCGGGAAGCAGCGCAGGCAACGCAAAGUCGUCGCGCGAAAUGAGAAGGGUCACCUCUCGUCGUAGGCGGGCGACGCAGUCGGCCUGCCAGUACGUCUGCUCCGACGGCGUGCCCGUCGACAACCGCUCGUACUUCCUCGAGCAUGGCAUCUUUCCGCCGCCCUCCAUGCCAGAGGGCCGUCGCAAGCAGCGCGAGGCCGCAUUGCUGCGACAUCGCUUCCAGCAGGUGGGCUACCGAGAGUCGGCGGCGCGGUACGCCCGCCAUGCACGCGAUGUGUUCCGCGUCGCCUCGGCGACUGUGACAGUGGCGUGCGCUUCCAGGAACGCCGUGCUCUUCCUGGGCCAGAGCGGCUUCAACCCGGUCAAAGAGAGCACGCCGGUGCAGGCGCUCUGCAGCCACGCCAUGCUCGUGGAGAACACCGUCGUGUGCAUUCCAGACCUCAAGGAGGACUGGCGCUUCGCCAACUAUCCCGUCACGGACGCCCAAGGCGCUCGCGUCCGCUUCUAUGCAUCGGCACCUCUGCUUCUGUCACGCCCAGGCGUGGGCUCCGGUCUUCGCGAGGGCGACGGCAGCGGGCCCACCUGCGAGCGAAUCGAGGUCGGUCGCCUGACGCUGCUCGAUACGGAACUGCGACCGCACUUCGGCGAGCCCGAUGCGCUGCUGCUGCAGGAGAUUGCAGACAUGUGCGCCGAGGCGCUCGAGAACGAGCACCACAUUGCCAACGCGCAGCGCACGCAUCGCAUGCAGCGCAGCGUCACGCGUCUUGCUGCCGCCCUGGACCCGCCGCAGAACGAGGGACUACUCGGCGACGCCGACGUUCAGCCGCAGCACUACUCGUCCGUCUCGCUGGAGAACAAGACGCCGCUCUGUCCCGAUCGUGUGCAGGUCGUCAUUGACACCAUGCGCGAGUCGCUCGAGGCGACCGCCGUGUACGGCAUCGACGUGUCUUCCUUCCGCAUGUCGUCCAGUCGCGGUGUCAUGUCGAGGCAGCCGUCCGCCUCGCCGCGCAACGGCGGCGGCUAUCCCAGCACGCCGUGGCUCAGCGCCUCCAGCAGCCUGCCCGUCGCGACGCCGCCCAUCGCCGACAGCGACGCCGGGCCCCAGCUUGCCGCGUUCCCGGCAACGCCCGAGGAGGGCCACGAGGACAUGGAGCAGGCCACUCCGCCGGCCAAGCCGCGCGCGUCGCGAUCGCGGCCCACCAGCAGUGCGGGCUCGCGCGCCGCGCCGAACAGCGCGCAUGUUCCCUCGUCACCAAACUUCCGGCGCCCGUCGCAGCACUUCAGCCGCAGCAGCAUCUCUUCGUCGUCCAUCGGCAGUUCGGCCUCGAGCAGCGGCACGCCUGCGGCGGUGGAGGAGCAAGUCUGCAGCUUUCCUGAUGGCGACGAGCAGGCCGUGGCCGUCGUCGCCACGGCCAACGGGCGCGCCGAGGACCUUUGCCUCUCCACCUCCGAGGCACGCUCCUCGAUCUGCACGUUCUUCGCCCGCCGGCCACGCUCGUCUGACAUGUACGUCUUCCGCGCCGACCUGAGCAGCGAUGCCGACAGCGACAGUCAGUCGUCCGUCGAGGAGACGGAGCUGGAGAUCUUCCGAGACGGCCUCGAGGUGCCCACGUACCUCGCCGUGCCCGUCUUCGACCACGAGCGCCAGCCGCUGUACCUGCUUGUGGUGACGUAUGCUACGGCACGGGCCAUGGAGGAGGCCGACCUGCACUUCUCGCGCGCGUGUGGCACGCUGCUUCUCAGCUCUGUGCUGCGCCACCGCGCCCGCCUUGUCGACCAGGCGCAGCUCUCCUUCGUGCGCCGCGUGCAGCACGAGCUGCGCACGCCGCUGCAUGCCAUCCUGGGCAUCACGGACUUCCUGCGCGGCGCCGCGGCCGACGGCGAGGGCGCCAAGAAUCUGCUCGAAGACAACCUGCUGCCCGAGCUGCUGCAGUCAAUCCGUCUCGCCGGCAGCAACCUGAGUGCGACGCUCGACGACGUGCUGGACCUCGGCACCGCAAGCGGCCUGCGAUCUGAGAGCGAUGCGGCAAGCCACCGUGUGGAGGAUGUGCUUCUGGCUGCAGAGAUCGAGGAUGCCGUCGAGAGCGAGCUCGAGCAGGCCGAGAUGGCCGCGCGGCAGGACCGUUUCGUCGACGCGCAACAGGUCGUCGACGCGCACUUGCGCCCCGAGUCUGUGCCGACGGUCGUCAUCUCCGUCGAUCCGACCAUGCGUCAGCGCUGGCGCAUCGACCGCACGCGCACGAAGAAGGUGCUCUGCAAGCUGCUCAACAAUGCGCUGCGCUACAACAUCGCAAAGGGCGGCCUCGUCGAGGUCAAGGUGCGCAUGCACCCCGGCUCGGAGUCGCAGGUCGACAUCACCAUCGCCGACACGGGCAUCGGCAUGAGCAAGUCGUUUGUCAACAACGAUUUGUCCAAGCCUUUUGUCAAGGGUGGCGACGGCUUCAGCCAGGGCAUCGGCCUCGGCUUCACGAUCGCCUCGUCGCUGGUGGCGCAGAUGAGCGGCCGGCUGCAUGUGCACAGCACACCGGGCAUUGGCACGCGCGUGCUUGUUACACUGCCCCUCUCUCUGCCGCUCUCCUCGGCGGCAGUCGAGCCGCCGCCGCGCCGCAGGGACUACUGCGUGCAGAAUGUCCACUUUGCAGGCUUCGAGGGCCGCGCGAUGGAGCGCGUGCGCGAGCAGAUCAUGGAGCGCCUGGACGAGAAUGGCGUGCGCCUCACGUCGUCGCCGGCCGCGUGCGACCUCCUGGUGGUUGCCGAGCACACGCUGGGACAGACGCCCAUGAGCGAGUCUGACGCCCCCGCGAAGACGGCAUCGCUGCCAGUGCUGCCUCCGCGCGGGGCGAAUGCGCGCAUCCUCGUCGUCGCAUCGUCGACCAUCGGCCGUCACCGCACGCUGCACCAUCUCUCCGAGCAUCCAGUGCAGCUGUUCAAGCCGCCCUUCGGCCCGACGGCACUCGAGACAAUGGACGCGUUCCUCUCGGACAAGACGCCGCUGCAGCUGAGGCUGCCUUCGCUCGGACAGCGCACCGUCUCGAGCGACAGGCCGCUGCCCACACGUCAGAACUCGUACCGGCAAGCAGCGCCAGUGCCCAUUGCACCGCUGGCGCCCGAGAUCAAGCCGCCGGUGCCAUCGCCAAGCUCGUUUGCGGACAUCAAGGUGGUGCCGCCGCAGCAGCUCUACGAUGGAUCUGCCACAAAGUCGCCAGUCUCGGCGCCGUUGAACGACUCCGUCGCACCUCACAACGUCGUCGCGCAGGCGGACACGACAGUCUUUUUGCCGGAGCAAGACGUGUCCGCGCUUGCCGCCGAGGAAUUCCGCGUGCUCAUCGUCGAGGACAACCCGCUGAAUCUGCGUCUUCUCUCGACGGUGGUCAAGCGCCUUGGCUUCCCGUACGACGAGGCGCGCGACGGACAGGAGGCGGUGGACAAGUUCCUCACCUUCCGCCCGGCGUGUGUGCUGCUCGACAUGUCGAUGCCCGUCAUGGAUGGCUUCGCCGCUUGCGCCCUCAUGCGUCGCCACCAAGAGUCGCUCGGCAUCUCGCCGCGCAUCAUCGCCAUCACGGCACUCUCCUCACAGGCCGACAAGGACCGCGGCUACGAGGCCGGCUGCGACGACUGGCGCACCAAGCCGCUGGCCGUGCGCAACCUCAAGGCCGACCUGCUCGUGUGGAAGGAGGAGUUUGACAAUGCGCCGCGAUGGGAGGACGGCGCGGGCUUCGACGCCGAGGCCCACGAGCACGGCCCUGCCACGCAGCCGGCCCCUCCUGCCGUCGGCGGCGCCGACCUGGCAGUCUGA
Messenger RNA from Tilletiopsis washingtonensis, 4245 nucleotides. RefSeq lists its product as hypothetical. Gene Ontology annotation, biological process: protein autophosphorylation; phosphorelay signal transduction system. The transcript has 8 exons. The coding region runs from base 1 to 4245 and encodes 1414 amino acids. Gene Ontology annotation, molecular function: phosphorelay sensor kinase activity; histidine phosphotransfer kinase activity. NCBI's taxonomy places the organism in Eukaryota, Fungi, Basidiomycota, Exobasidiomycetes, Entylomatales. The record is from RefSeq and is a predicted model, not a curated record.